AUGGCGGAAGCUGGUUUGGCCCACGCGCAGACCCUCGAAACGACGACUCGUAUUGCUUCAAUUCAAAGAUCAUUGCCCGAGACUAUUAACAUAAGCAGGGGUUCAGGAAGACAUUGCUCCAUCACAGAGCUGCAAGCAACCUGCAGCGACCAGCGGGCGGCGUUCAAGUCUACCCAGUCAGUAACCUCAGCCAUGAACGGAAUUGUCGGGACAGCCCCGCCGGGCACGAUGUACGUUCGAGCACUGUAUGACUAUGAAGCAGACGACAGGACGAGCCUCAGCUUCCACGAAGGUGACAUCAUUCAAGUAAUCACGCAGCUGGAGAGCGGUUGGUGGGAUGGGGUCAUCAACGGUGUUCGAGGAUGGUUCCCAAGCAACUACUGCCAGAUCAUCACUGGCCCAGAGGACAACCCAGAAUCGGAUCCGAACGAACAAGUGGGCCGGAUCGAAGACGAACCGCAAGAUCAAGAAAGUUACGAAGAACACUUCGACGAGGAUGCUGGUUCAGAUGAGGAUAGUCCAAACGCCCUGCCCAUGGAAGGCACACAAUCUGCCGAUACAAAAUCUAGGGCUGAUUUCUGGAUACCGCAAGCCACACCAGACGGUCGUCUUUUUUACUACAAUAUGAUGACUGGAGAUCGGAGCCUGGAACUGCCGUUGGAGUCACCGGUUUCGGCGAGCGAAGCAGGGCCUCGUGAUAGGAUAAACAUUCCCAUACCCGACAGAACUCGGCUACCUCCUGAAAUGCUUGCUCGCGGGUUAACGCAGGAUGAGGAUGACGAUUCCGACACAAACUCGGCUUCAGAAAUCGAAGGCGAGUCUCUCAUGCUUGCGUCUCGCAGCUCUUUGCCUCGAAAACGCCGCUCGUUCAACGAGAACGGCCUCUCACACUCCACGUCAAUGGAUUCGAUAAACGACACCUCGCCAGCUACUCGCAACAAGUCUGACCCAUUCGUAGCCGCCAAUCUCAGCAUGAACGCAACGCCCAUUAUAGCAUCGUCAACGUCGUUCACCAGCACAUCUUACAAUGCUCCAUCCACAAGCACAGUCCCACGGUCUUUCUUUGAUGAUGGGUUGACACCGCCACUCACCUGGACUCGCUUAGUAUCAGACAUGCGACGUGCCAUUGACCGUUACCGCGACGCCGUUACAAGAGGAACUCGGUCCGCGUACGUCGCUCGCGCAGAAGAUAUCUCGGACCACCUCAGACUCCUGCUGGCAGCCGGUUCUGGUACAACAGACAACCACUCCGGACAGCCAUCCAUCAUCUCGACGAACAAGGCCCUAUAUCCUCAUUUUCGGGACAUGAUGUCAAAGUUCUCCAAACUCGUCAUCUCUUCCCAUAUCGCUGCCGCCGACUGGCCAAAUCCCGAAUCUGUGCAGAAAUGCCUCCAGGAAGCUGACGGAGUGUUGCUGGGCGUCUUUAGCUAUGUCGAGAUUGCUCGGCAGCAACGGGGAGAGGAAAUCCCGCGCCUGUUUCCUGGCUUUGUCAUCGGAAGCUCAACUGGGGGUAGCUGGCAGAAUAACGGCCUGGGGCGCCGAGAUCCUAUCACAGCAAACUUCCUCGAAGACGAAGAGGGUGUCGUUGAGCCAACGACGCCUAUCGACGGUAAAUUGCUAGAAAGACUGGAUGAGUACAAACGCAUGUUGGUAUUCAGCAUCCGGGAAUUGGAGAAGCACUUAGUCAUCUCAGACAAGGUGGUGACGGCGUUCCGACAUGAGUUGAUCGGCAACAAUGUCUGCUCAGCUGGGGGCAAGGUUUUGGAAACUUUCAAGCCCUGGAUCGCCCUCGUCGAGUCCAUUGAUUUGUCCUUGAAUAACAGCCUUGAGAUGCCUCAAGUGUCCGAUUUCAACAUGAACAAGCAAUGUCUUUACGAUACUGUAUCGGAUCUCCUGCUUGGAUGCCAAGCCGUAGCCGGCCCCGUGGCCGACGAAUGGGCUGAAAUACAUGGCGAAGCCUUGGAGAAUCGACUCCAAUAUGCUCAACAGUGCGCAAAGGCUUUAGAGACCAAUGCUUCACACAUGGGGUUCUCACUCCAGCUGCUCUCAGAACAAGUCCUGACUAGCCCCCAACAGCAGUCCACGCAGCAUGAGCAACAGGUCGACCCGCAACCACGAGACGAUUUUGUGCCUCGCGAGCAGCUUCGGAGGGGCGAGACAAUGCCUUACGAACGAACGCAUCAGCGGACGGACUCCCGUCCAGCUCCGGUCCGACCGCCCCUCAUGACGUCCCAGUCCUUUAGUGAGGGGGAUUCUGCGGCUGGGAACUUCCGAAAGGGCGACUAUUCCAAGGUCAGAAGGGUUCUUGGAGAUGUACCGAACCCUGUGGAGGAUACACCAGAAUUCCUCAUGCUCGAUCAGGAGCAUGAUCUAUCUUGGGAUACCAAGACGCCAACUCCAACUGUGAAGGGAGGGACACUUUUGGCACUCGUCGAACAGCUUACAAGACACGAUAAACUGGAUUCCAACUUCAACAAUACCUUCCUACUUACGUACCGCUCCUUCACGACAGCGAGGGAACUUUUCGAGCUCUUGGUGAGCAGAUUUAGCGUUCAGCCGCCUGAGGGGCUGUCCCCGGCCGACUUUGAGCUAUGGAGAGACAAGAAGCAAAAGUUCAUCCGCGUGCGUGUCGUCAAUAUUCUUAAGAGCUGGUUUGAUAAUUUCUGGAUGGAAGAUUACAACGAAGAAUCGAAACGGCUCAUUCGAGAUGUCUACGCGUUCGCUCGCGAUAAUGUCAAAUCAACAGAGACCCCUGGAGCUGCCCUUCUCAUGACAAUAUUAGACCAGCGCCUCAGCGGCAAGGAGGCUGGAGCUCGGCGCAUGAUCCAGACCGUCAAUCAAAGCACGCCGGCGCCUAUCAUGCCGAAGAAUAUGAAGAAGUUAAAGUUCCUGGACAUCGACGUCACAGAAUUCGCUCGCCAGCUCACGAUCAUCGAGUCGAGACUCUACAGCAAGAUUAAGCCCACCGAGUGCCUCAACAAGACGUGGCAGAAGAAGGUUGCAGAGGGCGAGACUGAACCGGCCCCCAACGUCAAGCUUCUCAUUCUUCAUUCGAACCAAAUGACGAACUGGGUUGCGGAAAUGAUUCUAUCCCAGAUGGACGUUCGGAAACGUGUUGUCGUCAUCAAGCACUUUGUGGCAGUUGCCGAUAAAUGUCGAAGUCUUAACAAUUUCUCGACUCUGACAUCCAUUAUCUCGGCCUUGGGAACGGCACCCAUUGCUCGACUAAAGCGUACAUGGGACCAAGUCCCUCAGCGAACUCAAAGUGUACUGGAGAGCAUGCGGCGUCUUAUGGCCAGCACGAAGAAUUUCGGCGAGUACCGCGAAGCGCUCCAUGCAGCCAAUCCGCCCUGUAUACCUUUUUUCGGUGUCUAUUUGACUGAUCUUACCUUCAUUGAGGACGGCAUCCCGUCCGUCAUCAAGAGGACUAACCUUAUAAACUUCGCCAAACGUUCGAAGACCGCCGAAGUCAUCCGUGACAUUCAGCAGUAUCAGGCUGUCGGAUACUCCUUGCAGCCAGUCCCGGAACUUCAGGACUACAUCUUGAUUAACAUGCAAGGCGCCAGUGAUGUGCACGAGAUGUACGACCGGAGCCUGCAGGUUGAACCCCGUGAACGAGAAGAUGAGAAGAUCGUAAGGUACGUAACGUUGGGUCAUCACGGCUCUUUUCGCAUUGAGGACCUCGCACUUGUAUUGGCAUCCAGUGCAGCUGGACACCCUAUUCGUACUUCCCCCUUCCCCCUUCCCAAUUCCCCCUCCCCCCAACAACAAGAAACCAAAGAUCCUCGACUGCUUUUUUUCGCAGUUUGA
Molecule: messenger RNA, 3810 nt
Organism: Sodiomyces alkalinus F11
Lineage: Eukaryota; Fungi; Ascomycota; Sordariomycetes; Glomerellales; Plectosphaerellaceae
Product: ras GEF
Exons: 4
Coding region: 1-3810 (1269 amino acids)
Biological process (GO): Ras protein signal transduction; positive regulation of GTPase activity
Cellular component (GO): plasma membrane
Molecular function (GO): guanyl-nucleotide exchange factor activity; protein binding
Source: RefSeq, a predicted model, not a curated record